Heterotrigona itama is the source of this 857-nucleotide messenger RNA. The record is from the annotation of a GenBank genome assembly. NCBI's taxonomy places the organism in Eukaryota, Metazoa, Arthropoda, Insecta, Hymenoptera, Apidae.
AUGGAUGGCCCUGUGAACGAGCGAGACAGCAUCCCCACCAUUCUCCACGCCGCGUUCCUUUCCCUUUCUUUCUUUCGUUCUUUCGUCAUCGUCGCCACCAUUUACCACCACCACCGUCAUCACCAUCACCACCAUCAUCUCGGAUCGGCCGUUGUGUACAGAGAACGCGGCGUGAACAAGCCAGACAGGAAUGUUUCACGACGCAGGUGCCUGCCUGCGACGACGUUUUUCGAAAAGAAUCUCUGUCUGCCUGCGCGGCACGCUCUCGGCCGGGGACCGACUGCAGGAUUUUGUUACCGCGUCCACGUUUUGACGAGCCGGGCCACGAUCGGGUCGACAGGUAUCGACGCUGCAGGAUGCUGCCGAAGAUGUUGUCCAAACGGAAGUUUGCUCCGCUGUUUAUUUGCACCACCGGCUGCCUUUGGACCUCGUUCAAGGUCCCCGAUCCUUCAACAUCUCUGGACAUUGUAUACUUUCGGCUGCAGAAGAUUUAUGACCUCGUCGACUUUCUCGUCCGAUAUGAAUUCCAGUUUCUGAAUUGAAGACAAAAGUCAAGGAUCAUUAGAUUAAAAAUUUCGAAAUUAAGUAAUUUAGUCUUAAAUUGUUACAUUAUGUUCUGUUCUGCGAUACCGAUUGAGUGUUAAUCCUCUAGUGAGUUUUAUUCUGAAACUAAUAACUAUUACGAAUGAGUCAUCUGGUAUUCUUCUAAUUGAUGAAUAAAAUUUUCGAAAUAUAAAUAUAAUGUAACUUUCAAGUUACACGAUGUCACAGAGUACUGGAAUGUAGUUCCCAUCUAGUUACUGUGAGAACGUGUCAAAGUAAAUUAAAAGUUCAAAUGUCAGACACUUAUUUCAGAG